Molecule: messenger RNA, 1296 nt
Organism: Fraxinus pennsylvanica
Lineage: Eukaryota; Viridiplantae; Streptophyta; Magnoliopsida; Lamiales; Oleaceae
Source: the annotation of a GenBank genome assembly
AUGUUGGCGUGUGUUGCGGAGGAGCACAGUAUGAAGCUCUGCAACAGAGGUGCAGCUGGCCACCGUAUUUUCAUCUUACUGUUUUUACUCUUUAUUCCUCUUUUCUUCAUCCCCACUGCCAAUUGCCAGCUUCUUGAUUCGUGUUCCGCUGCUACUGAUUGUGGGUCUGGUCUUUAUUGUGGAAACUGCCCUUCACUUGGAAAGACUCAGCCUUUCUGUACCAGAGGCCAAGCCACCAUACCCACUUCCAUAGUAAGUGGGUUGCCCUUUAACAAGUACACAUGGCUGAUGACCCAUAAUGCCUUCUCCAUUGUGGAUGCUCCGUUAUUGACUGGUUCUCAACGAAUCACGUUCUACAAUCAAGAAGAUAGUGUUACCAAUCAAUUGACAAAUGGAGUGAGGGGAUUGAUGCUGGAUAUGUAUGAUUUCGAGAAUGAUAUCUGGCUCUGCCACUCAUUCCGCGGCCAAUGCUACAAUUUUACUUCUUUUGAACCUGCAAUUAAUACGUUAAAUGAAGUUGAAGCAUUCAUGACUAAAAAUCCUUCAGAGAUUAUAACAAUAAUAAUUGAGGACUAUGUGCAUACCCCAAAAGGGUUGACAAGGGUGUUCAGUGAUGCGGGGUUGGACAAGUAUUGGUAUCCAGUGGCAAAGAUGCCUAAAAAGGGCCAGAAUUGGCCCACUGUUAAUGAUAUGGUACAAAAUAAUCAUAGAUUGCUUGUUUUCACUUCUGAUUCUUCGAAGGAGGCUGGUGAAGGAAUUGCAUACCAAUGGAGGUACAUGGUGGAAAAUGAGCCUGGGGAUCCCGGGGUAGUACCUGGUUCGUGCCCAAACAGAAAGGAAUCAAAGCCACUCAAUUCGAGAAGUUCCUCUCUCUUUCUGAUGAACUACUUCCCAACGAUUCCUGUUCAAAAUGAGGCUUGCAAAGAGCAUUCUUCUCCACUUGCUGAUAUGGUUGGAACCUGUUACAAAUCAGCAGGAAAUGCGAUGCCUAAUUUCAUAGCAGUGAACUUUUACAUGAGAAGUGAUGGAGGAGGUGUUUUUGAUGUUGUGGAUAGAAUGAAUGGCCAAUCAUUAUGUGGGUGUAGUACUGUCACUUCAUGCCAGGCAGGAGCGCCUUUCGGAAGUUGCAAAACUAUUACUGCAUCUAACACAACUCCUGCAACCCCUGGUACUGCUGGGAGCUUCUCAGGAUCUGUGCAGUUGACAGGAGCUGCUUCUACAGUCAAUAUUCCCAGUAUAUUUGUUCUGUGCUUAUUCCCCUUUCUCAUCACAUUCUCUCCGUUGCAAUCAGUGUAG